Podarcis raffonei (Aeolian wall lizard) is the source of this 2030-nucleotide messenger RNA. RefSeq names its product solute carrier family 16 member 12 (gene SLC16A12). Lineage: Eukaryota; Metazoa; Chordata; Lepidosauria; Squamata; Lacertidae. The transcript is spliced from 8 exons. Gene Ontology annotation, molecular function: monocarboxylic acid transmembrane transporter activity. The record is from RefSeq and is a predicted model, not a curated record. Gene Ontology annotation, biological process: monocarboxylic acid transport; transmembrane transport. The coding region runs from base 126 to 1658 and encodes 510 amino acids.
AAGUUUCCUAACAUCCAUAUAGAUAUGUCCUUCCAUCUCUUUGCUCUGAUCUGCUGACAAGUACAUAUCCCGGCAGCUCCCAAAUCCACAAGAUGUCAAAUAACCCAUGUGCCAGGUAACAUUCCAUGCAUGCCUUGCCUGUCAACUGGCAGGUCUUGCAGAGUGACUCUGGACAGAAAGGAAGACUCCUUAUCCCAGCCAUGGCUGCACCAAGGAAAGGUUUAAGCGCCUCCCCUCCCGAUGGUGGCUGGGGGUGGAUGAUUGUGAUCGGCUGCUUCCUUGUUACUAUCUGCACGAGAGCUGUAACAAGGUGCAUCUCAAUUUUUUUUGUGGAGUUCCAGACUUACUUUGCUCAAGAUUAUGCCCGGACAGCUUGGAUCCAUUCCAUAGUAGACUGUGCUACAAUGUUUUGUGCUCCACUGGGGAGUUUCAUCAGCAAUCACCUCUCCUGCCAAGUGGGCAUCAUUCUGGGAGGACUUCUUGCAUCUGCUGGACUUAUCCUGAGCUCCUUUGCCACAAGCCUAGAGCAUCUUUACCUUUCCUUAGGAAUUCUUACAGGCCUGGGAUUUGCACUUUCUUAUUCACCAGCCAUAGCCAUGGUGGGCAACUAUUUCAACAAGAGGAAAGCCCUGGCUUAUGGGAUGGCCAUGUCGGGCAGCGGCAUUGGCACCUUCAUCCUGGCCCCGGUGGUCCAGCUCCUAAUUGAACAGUUUUCCUGGCGGGGAGCCUUGCUCAUCCUGGGAGGUUUCGUUUUAAACCUCUGCGUCUGCGGUGCCUUGAUGAGACCGGUUGCGGGCAAAGAGGACCGCAAGAGCGUGCCCGACUUCCCAGAGCAGGAGUUUGGGCCGGAAGCACAAAAGCAGGACUUGACGCAGUGGUCAGUCUGCUCCCCUCUGAUCAAAGUCUGGUCCCACAAAUACCUGUGCCAGUGCUCGUGGCAGGAGUACCACUUUCUGCUGAUGCCGGACUUCGUGGUGCUCGCGGUGUCUGUCUUGUUCAUGGCUUACGGCUGCAGCCCCCUCUUCGUUUACCUGGUGCCUUAUGCCUUAAGGGUCGGGAUGAGUCAUCAGCAGGCGGCCUUCCUCAUGUCCAUCCUUGGGGUCGUCGACAUCAUCGGCAACAUCACUUUUGGAUGGCUGACAGAUAGACGGUGUCUGAAAAAGUAUCGUUAUGUUUGCUACUUCUUUGCGGUGGGGAUGGAUGGCCUGUGCUGCCUUUUCCUUCCGGUGCUCCAGAGCUUUCCGCUCCUUGUGCCUUUCUCCUUCACCUUCGGGUAUUUUGAUGGAGCCUACAUCACGCUUCUCCCAGUGGUCACCGCGGACGUGGUGGGCACGGCCUCCUUGUCAUCCGCCCUUGGGGUGGUGUACUUCCUUCAUGCAAUACCCUACCUAAUCAGCCCACCUGUUGCAGGUUGGCUUGUGGACACAACUGGCAACUACAUGGCCUCGUUUCUGCUGUGUGGGUUUUCCAUGAUAUUCAGCUCGAUGCUACUGUGUUGCGCAAGACUAGCCAAGAAGGCGAAACGGACUCCCUUGAGGCCUGGGGCCAAGCAACCAAGCUGGACAAAUGGAGCCAUUGUCUAUUCUGUAACUAGAGAAUUAGAUCCCAGAGGUGUGGAGCUGCUGGCCAGUGAGGCAAACAGUUAUAGCAAAAGAUGACAACGUGCUUGAAAGGGCCCUCCCCCUCUCCUUAGCGUACCCAAUAACCUUUUGCUAAGAUAGAUUUUUGUUAAGUCUUGCUACACUAUUUGAAGAUGUUCCUCCCCACUGGAAGAAAGGAGAGAAGGAAUGCUCCUUUGCAUGGGACUUUUGUUUUCUGUCCUUUCAGCAGGUAAAAAGCCUGUGCCCUAAUGAGGGUAGCAGAGAAGGAGGAAGUUCUUCUCUGAGGAUGUAGUUAAGAUAGAUUCUAACGCAGUGCCGGGGAGGUUGAGGGUGGCCCUGUAUGCACAAAGAAGGCAAACUAGACAUUCAAAUAGAUGAUAAAACUGUGUGUAAAACAAUGUUGACACAGUAAAAAGCUUUUUAAUUUUG